This is a messenger RNA of Lolium perenne, 777 nucleotides long. The record is from RefSeq and is a predicted model, not a curated record. Lineage: Eukaryota; Viridiplantae; Streptophyta; Magnoliopsida; Poales; Poaceae.
AUGGACGACCCCUCCGGCAACCCACCGACCCCUCCCUACUCUGUCCCACCCUCCGCCGCCGCCACUUCCGCCGUACCACCGCCAAACCCUAGCGGCGGCGCCGACGGCGGCAACGCAACGGCUGCUGCGCGCGCACUCUUCGUCCCGCCGCGCGGGCACCGCACGCAGAGCGCUGCCACCGCGCAGAUGGCCGCGCAAGCCGCCGGCACCGCCCGGCCCGCGCCGAGGAGGGGAAAGGCGCCGUCGAGCAAACGGCCGCACAUCGGUCUCGCCUCCGUCGCGCCGCCGAAGAAAGCGAAGGGAAUUAAUGAAGAGAAGUGGAAGACGCGCGGCAAGUUGGAUGCGGCAACUAUGGCGGCCAAUGCUACCGGUGAUGCAACAAUCAUCGAUGAUGAUGAUUCAAGUGAUGAAGGGAAGAAGAGAAGCUCCACUCCUCACUCCGUCAACAAUGGGCGGAGGAAUGUGCAUGGUAGGAAGACCGCCAAGGACAUGAAGGGAAAGAAGGCCGGAGAUGAUGACAUUGUCAUGGCUAUGGAAAGGAUUGCAAAUGCAAGGUUGCAAGCAAAUGAAGAUAGAAAGAUGCAACCAAACUUGGAGAAAGAGGCUAUGGAUGCUAUUGAAGCUAGGAGAGCCGCUUUGGAGGAGAGGAUUGCCGCCAACGAGGAGAAGAAGUUGGCUUUGGAGGAGAAGAGGCAAGCCUCCGAGGAGCAUGCACGCCUAGCGGAGGAGGAGAGGAAGCUUUUCUUGAUGGAUACUUCCCAUAUGGAUGAGAGGUAA